This is a messenger RNA of Dioscorea cayenensis subsp. rotundata (Guinea yam), 354 nucleotides long. RefSeq lists its product as uncharacterized. The transcript has a single exon. Lineage: Eukaryota; Viridiplantae; Streptophyta; Magnoliopsida; Dioscoreales; Dioscoreaceae. Bases 1 to 354 code for a protein of 117 amino acids. Gene Ontology annotation, biological process: root development; shoot system development. The record is from RefSeq and is a predicted model, not a curated record.
AUGACAGACCAAGGUUUCCAUGCUAGAUCAAACAGCUUGCCAGCAAGAUCCCACCCCAUGAUAGCCACAGCAGAGGAAGAGCUGAACAAGCUAAAAGCUUGUGUCAUGGUGUCACCAAAGAUGAUCUGCAAAUCAUUGAGCAGUCUUGGUGUUUUCUAUGACUGCAUUGAAGAGCUUCUUCACUUGCAUAGCACCCAACAGGUCUUCUCGCAUUCACAGGAGAAGAAAUGGGUGGAAGAGGAGUUGGAUGCUUCUCUAAGGUUGGUAGAGCUCUGUGACAUCAUAAGAGACACCUUAACUGUGACCAAAGAACAUGCUCAAGAACUUGAGAUGGUUCUAAGAAGAAAAAAAUGA